Molecule: messenger RNA, 3451 nt
Organism: Etheostoma cragini (Arkansas darter)
Lineage: Eukaryota; Metazoa; Chordata; Actinopteri; Perciformes; Percidae
Gene: ddr2l
Product: discoidin domain receptor family, member 2, like
Exons: 22
Coding region: 675-3386 (903 amino acids)
Biological process (GO): cell surface receptor protein tyrosine kinase signaling pathway; protein phosphorylation; positive regulation of kinase activity
Cellular component (GO): signaling receptor complex; membrane
Molecular function (GO): collagen binding; ATP binding; protein tyrosine kinase collagen receptor activity
Source: RefSeq, a predicted model, not a curated record
UGUUGCCUUCCUCCUCCCCCUCCUCCUCGGAAACGGGAUGUGAUGUAAAUACACAGCAACUCUUUUUUUUGUUCCAUUUUCUUUGGAGUGUGCAGCUCUUUUUUUUCUCCUUCCAACAAGAAAAACAAGAAGAAGAAGAGAUACAAGAGAGAGGGAAAAGUCGGACAGUGACCCGUCAGAGAGAUUCCGAGUCGCGGUUAGUUUCCUCCGCCAUGAUCCUGUGAGCUCCUCCGUGUGUCCGCGAUAACUGAAGCCACCGAGCCGCCGGACUGGACCCGAGAAAAACGGAUCAAACCGGAGAGCAGCUCGCUGCUGUUGUGGAUCCGGAGGGAAACCGCGGACAGUGACCCCUUGAAGAAUUAACUGCCUGCCUCAGCUUUAAUAACACCCCCGGAAAGUGUUGCCUUUGCUGACCUCCAGUGGUUUGACUCAUCACCUGCUGCUGCAGCGACGUGCAGGUGUACUGCAGGACACUGGGACAUCACUGUCUGUGUUCAGGUCACUCUCUCUCCCGUCCAGCUGUUUCCUCCAGCGAUUGAAAAACGUCCCAAAUAAGAGAAGAACAGGGACACUGCUAAUACUUUCAAAUAAGAAAGUGUAUUUGUCAAACCCUUUGACUGAAGAGAAGAGAAGAGGAGAUGUAGCGUGUGUGUUGGUGUGAUCGGCGGACCAUCAUGCACCUCUUCUUGCUGCUGAUCCUUCAAGCCACAGCAGCCUACGGACAGAUUGACCCCGCACACUGUCGCUAUGCCUUGGGCAUGGAGGAUGGACGGAUCAAAGAUGAUGACAUCACAGCAUCCAGCCAGUGGUACGAGACCACGGGACCUCAGUACGCCAGGUUGAAUCGCGAGGAGGGAGACGGCGCCUGGUGUCCUAAGGGACAGCCGGAGCCUUCAGACAGUCAGUACCUGCAGGUGGACCUGGGCAGGCUGUUUUUCCUGACGGUGGUCGGGACUCAGGGACGAUACGCCAGGUACUCAGUGAACGAGUUCGCCCGAGCUUACCGCCUCAACUACAGCCGGGACGGCCUGCUGUGGAAGUCCUGGAGGAACCGGCUGGGCAACACGUUGAUGGAGGGCAACAAAAACGCCUACACCUCUGUCAUCAACGACCUGCACCCUCCGAUCAUCACCCGCUACGUCCGGUUGAUCCCAGUCACCAAACUGUCCACCACCGUCUGCAUGAGAGUGGAGCUGUACGGCUGUCCGUGGGAGGACGGCCUAAUGUCCUACAGCGCUCCAGAGGGCCAGCUCAUGAUGCCCCCUGGUUAUCCCAUCGCCAGCCUCAACGACUCCACGUACGAUGGAGUACAUGAAAAGAGGAGGCUGUUUGGUGGGCUGGGCCAGCUGACGGACGGUGUGAUAGGCCUGGAUGACUUCCUCGUGACGCGUCAGAACCACGUGUGGCCGGGCUACAACUACCUGGGAUGGAGGAACGACUCGCUGGGAAGUCAGGGAUAUGUGGAGAUGGAGUUUGUCUUCGACAGGCAGAGGAACUUCACCUCCAUGAAGGUUCACAGUAAUAACAUGUUCCACCGCGGUGUGAAGAUCUUCUCCUCCGUUUCCUGUUGGUUCAAGCCCCGCCUCAUUGCCGGCUGGGAGGCGGAGCCUGUGGCGUUCAAGACGGUGCUGGACGACAGGAACCCGAGCGCCCGCUACGUCACCGUACCGCUGAACCGCCGCGCCGGCAAAUCCCUCCGCUGCCGUUUUGACUUUGCCGACGUCUGGAUGAUGUUCAGCGAGAUCUCCUUUCAGUCAGAGGAUACUGUACUCCCGACCACGAUGACCCCGGGGUCGACCUCCCCUCCAGUCAAGAAGGAGACUACCAUGCCAACCACACUUUUGACAUCAGCCAGUCCAUCAGCAAGUGACUCGCCAGAUGAUGGGAACACGCCCAUUCUGAUUGGCUGCCUGGUGACCAUCAUCCUGCUGUUGGUCAUCAUCAUCUUCCUCAUUCUUUGGUGCCAGUACGUCUGCAAGGUGCUGGAGAAGGCUCCUCGUCGGAUCCUUGACGAGGAGCUAACAGUUCGGCUGUCGUCCUGCAGUGACACCAUCAUCCUCCAGACCCCCCCUGUGCCCCCCCGCUCCGGCCACGCCCCUUCAGGCCCUGCUAACACUGACCCUCACUAUGAGAGAGUUUUUCUGUUGGACCCACAGUACCAGAACCCCGCGGUGCUGAGAAACAAACUGCCGGAGCUGUCCCAGAGUGCGGAGGCCUCAGCUCUCCUCCUCGGUAAUCCUCUCUAUGACCUCCUCCUGCUGACUUCCUGUCACUUGACAUCAGGCUGGCUGCGUGCGUGUGGCGGAGGCUACGCCGAGCCUGACGUCACCCAGUGCACGCCGCACCAGUGUUUCCAUAGCAGCGCGCCGCACUACGCCGAGACGGACAUCGUGCGGCUGCAGGGCGUCACCGGCAGCAACAUGUACGCCGUCCCCGCCCUCACCGUGGACUCGCUCACCAGGAAGGACAUCUCCGCCGCGGAGUUCCCACGGCAACAUCUGAUCUUCAGGGAGAAGCUGGGGGAGGGGCAGUUUGGAGAGGUCCACCUGUGUGAGGCAGAGGGACUCCCAGAAUUCCUUGGGGAGGGGUCUCCUCUCCCUGACCGAGAUGGCCGUUCAGUGCUGGUGGCUGUUAAACAGCUGAGAGCCGACGCCACCAGCCAAGCCAGAAAUGACUUCCUGAAGGAAAUAAAGAUCAUGUCUCGUCUGAACGACCCCAACAUCAUCCGGCUGCUGUGUGUGUGUGUGUCGUCCGACCCGCUGUGCAUGGUGACCGAGUACAUGGAGAACGGAGACCUCAACAUGUUCCUGUCACAGCGGGAGAUCGAGAGCACGCUGACACACGCCAACAACAUCCCUUCAGUCAGUCUGUCCGACCUUCUCCACAUGUCGGUGCAGAUCUCAUCGGGGAUGAGGUAUCUUGCGUCUCUGAACUUUGUGCACCGCGACCUGGCCACCAGGAACUGCCUACUGGAUCGCCGCCUCACCAUCAAGAUUGCCGACUUCGGUAUGAGCCGGAACCUGUACAGCAGCGACUACUACCGCAUCCAGGGCCGGGCGGUGCUGCCCAUUCGAUGGAUGGCCUGGGAGAGCAUCCUGCUGGGUAAGUUCACCACUGCCAGUGACGUGUGGGCGUUUGGCGUCACCCUUUGGGAGAUCUUCACUCUGUGUAAGGAGCAGCCGUACAGCCUGCUGUCUGACGAACAGGUCAUAGAGAACACUGGCGAGUUCUUCAGGAACCAGGGCAGACAGAUCUUCCUCUACGGCCCUCCGCUAUGUCCACCUUCGCUCUUCGAGCUGAUGAUGCGUUGUUGGAGUCGCGACAUACCUGACCGACCCACCUUCGAGGGACUUUACCAAGCCCUGAGGCCCCACGUCAACCAGUGAGCCAAGGCUGCUGCCACUCAGCGGGUUUGUUCAUCUCUGGACUCCUGUAAGAUGACAGAAUCACA